Messenger RNA from Cyphellophora attinorum, 2838 nucleotides. Its product is annotated as T-complex protein 11-like protein 1. Lineage: Eukaryota; Fungi; Ascomycota; Eurotiomycetes; Chaetothyriales; Cyphellophoraceae. The coding region runs from base 1 to 2838 and encodes 945 amino acids. The record is from RefSeq and is a predicted model, not a curated record. The transcript has a single exon.
AUGGCGGACCGGACUCCAAAAUCGCCUCGACGAGAAAGCCAUAUGGCGACGAACGCGGACGACAAUGGACAUUGUCCGGCACCGCCAGCUCGAGUGGCUGCUCGCUUCGUAAGAAACACCAGCUCACGGCGGCGCUCGUCUGCCAACUCCUCGCGCCGAAGUUCGAUCUCAUCACUGCACUCGCAUUACUCCAAUCUGUCCUGCCACGGCGGUCCUAGAAGUACACACAUCGCGCAGCAUCUCCGCCGAGCAUCCAUAAUCGAGACUCGAAAGGCUCGCCUGGCCGAAAGGGCCGCUCACGCGGAACAAGUGCGCCUGAGAGCGGCCGCGGCAAAGGCGCAACCACGAGCAUCACACAGCGAAGAGAAGGCGGCAGCAGCUCAAGCCGCGAGAGAGAAGCUACUGGCUGAGAUCACGGCCAGGUGCGAGGAAGAAGUCCGAAGAGCAAAGAGGAUCGCCGAGGAGAAUCGGGAACGAAAGGCGGCCGAGGAGGCCAGAUUGAGAGAAGAGUUAGAUCAGAAGUAUGCUGGUGUAGCACGACGGAAGACAAUGCACCAGAAUUCGCUAAGGCGACCUAGGACGGCCUCGCUCGCCGCCGUGGAGGAGAAGAAGAUCAGUCCCGUCAUACUGCAGAAAAUGAGUAAAGCAACCGCUGCCAGGACGAUUCAGCGAGCCUAUCGUACGUAUACGGCCCGCAAGGUUAUAGACGAUUUCUCCAGCCUCGACAUCAACUUCAACAAACUCGCAAACUCAAGCUUCGAAGAUGUCACUCAAGUCAUCUCCGCUCAGCGCACCAUCAAAGCAACCACCAAGCUUCUCAGGUACCUUGGAAUGCUCCCCGUGGACGACGAUCCUGCUAGCGAGCGUGGUGCCGUCCGUGUCUUCUUGAGCGCAUACCUCAUCCUAUCUCAACCAAUGCAGGCACUCAGCUAUGGUGGAGGCCAACCACAGGAGCAGGAGCUCAUGGAGAAAGCCAAGGCGCUCAUUGAGCCUUUCGAAUCGUAUAUUCGAAGCUCCUCCUACGCCACUCUGCACAGUAAAAUGAUUAGGGACCAACAAGAGGAAGUCACAUUUGCAUUCAACACUUUCACUUCUGCCUUUCAUGCUUGGAAGGCGAAGGACAUGACGGUCAUCAUUGAUGUCAUGAUCGGAUCGUUCGUCAAUCUUGAUCUCAUCAUACAGUCUACCAAAGACGAUCAUGACGGACGGGUUGGCGAGGACUACCUCAACGCCAUCCGCCAGGAACAAGCCAAGAUCAUUGUUCGUCUGAAACGGAUGAUGGGACCUGAAGCGGCGUUGAAUAAGAUCAAGCUCGCUGUCAGAAGAGCACGGCGACAGAAGGCUCAAGAAAAGAAGGAGCGUGCUGGCGAAGAGCUCGUUCCGCGCUCUAUCACGCCAUCUGCAGAUGUCAUGGACACGCAAGCACCACUGACUCCACCAGCCACACCUCGUGCGUUGUCGCGUUCAGAGCCCGCCCCGUCAUCGUUCAUCACAAGGCUUGGACAGACUAUGACCGUCCUGCCGACCAAUCGAGAGAUUGCGCAUGAGAUCCAGAUCAACGGCACAUUUGAAGUCCAGCAGCAGCCCUGGACAGAGUCCAGACAACACUUCGUGAAUGCUCUUCGAAACAGCAUGCGCGAGAGCAUGGCCAACGGUGGUUCGCAGACAGCCGCCAGCUGGACCCAUGCUAUGGUUGUGCUGAUUCGCGGAAAGCUCAUGGGUCUCAUCAGUGAACGUCAUCCAUUGCAUGACAGGCUCGACGGAGUUCUGGACCCGAAGUUGAUCGAGCAGCAAUGUCGAAACGGCGCAUUCUCGUACGACGCAUUUUUCGACACAAUCGCUUCGUUGAUAGCCCAGCUGUGCUCACCUGGACGGGAUGCUGUUGUCAAGGCUUUCGCAGAUAACAAAACCAGUGACACGAUCGACAGGCUGUUCGAGCUGAUCAACAUAAUUGAUCUGAUGAGCCUUGACCACAUCAACUUCCAGUUCCGCAUGGCAUCCAAGGCCGUCCUGGAGCGCGGGCAUGAGCAUGAGCAUUCAAUGUUCGAGAAGGACCUGGAACAACAGAUCCACACGCUCGAUCAUACUAAAAGGUGGUGGCACAGUGCCAGGCAAUCGCUCGGCUCCAACCCAUCUGGACAGCUCAUUUACGCAAGAGCGAUCACGGACUUGGUCUUCCAGAAUUCCCAUCUGAAAUAUGCACAGAUCCCGGAGACACUCAGCCUCGACUAUCUCCGCAUCCUCGACCUUCGCGCCAAAGCAAUGCAGAUGGUCAUGUUCUCAUCUAUUCUACUCACCACAAAACUCCGUCUGCAGCGCAACCGCGAGGCUCUCUGGUCAGCCGACAAAUCUCGACUGGCUGCUGUUGAUCUGCUUACAACCGACGCCAAUCGGCUCGUGCAACUAGUUGGAACUUCUCGCACGAUACCUGAGCCCGUCAAAGCCGGCCUCCUGAACUUUGUCGCCCGCGUCUUGCCUCCAGCCGUGGCAGCAGCGCGCAACUCACGCGAUGCAGAAGCAGAAAGGCAGACUUGCAUCCAGGAGCAAAGAUCAUGGAAACCAGCAGAGCUCACACUGGAUGCGUCAGACUUCUUCAGCGAGCAGAUUGCGACUUUCAUCUUGAAGAGUCUGAGAGAGCACGUCUUUGCCAGACUGUCGGCGGUGAGCGCGGCUGAUAAGGCGAGAGUCACGAGCGGUGCGGCGGAGACGUUGGCACGGGCGGGUAUGCCUGAGUGGGUGGCGGAGGUGGGCGGGCUAGUCAAUAUGUUGGAGAGGGUGAGGAGCGUGGAUUUGCAGGCGCAUGAAAGGUGGUAUGAUUUGGUUGCCGCUGACGCUUGA